UGCUCAAAAUGGAGUAUAAAGUCAACCCAUUCCACUUGUUUUUGAGUCCCCAGCAUAUGCCCUGCUGGUCGGUUCAUCAACUGUGCUUGCCACUAUUCCGCAAUAAUGUCAUCGAGUCCAAAAUUUGAACCAUUCAACAUCAUUUCAGCAACUUACAAAACUGUCUCCCAACAUGAUAUUGCUGCGAAUGUUCUAGUGCCCAAGAGUAUAACAUCUCCGGGUAAAUAUCCUGUCGUCAUUCGCUUCCAUGGGGGUGGUUUUACAUCAGGAUCAAGUCUGUUUCCAGACUGGUUCCCAAAAUGGCAGGCCGAACUAGCCCUGAAGCAUAACGCGAUCAUCGUGUUGCCCAACUAUCGUCUUCUGCCUGAUUCCAGCGGUAUGGAUAUCAUGGAAGAUAUCGAUGAUUUCUGGGGAUGGGUCACGUCCAAGUUGGCAGACACUUUGCGUGACAGUACCAAUGGAAUUGAGCCCGAUUUGUCCAAAAUGAUGACUGCAGGUGAAAGCGCAGGCGGCUAUCUAAGCGUACAACUUGCUCUCAACCAGCCCCACGCUGUUAAAGCCUGUAUUUCCGAAUUCCCUUGCAUUGACCUGAAAACAGCACCAUACACAGAGCAGCGAUCAGACCCACGAGCUCCUGCUUCUUUAGUCCGGGAAUAUCUCGCCAACAAGGAAGAUCAAAGCUCCGUUGUGUCGUCUGAUAUCGCCAUCUCGCGAUUCCUGUUUGCGUUUUCCAUGAUGGACAAUUCGCAGUUUCUAGAGUUCUUCGGAACCGACGAGAAACUGUUCCCGUUUGAGAGGGUAUCUCGCGGUGCAAAGAUCCCGCCGUUGUUUAUCAUCCACGGGCUGGAUGAUGAUAUAGUCCCGGUUGAUGGAAGCCGGGAUUUUACUGCACUGCUGCAGGAGAAGCAGCCUGCUACCGAGGUGCAUUUGUCUCUGGCUCCCGGUGGUCAUGGUUUGCAUGAAUCAUGGAGCCAGGAUCAUGAUGCUAUGAAAGGGGGUUUGGCGUUUGCCACUCGCGCCUGGCUGGGGUAG
This is a messenger RNA of Aspergillus steynii IBT 23096, 1032 nucleotides long. Its product is annotated as alpha/beta hydrolase family protein. Gene Ontology annotation, molecular function: hydrolase activity. Lineage: Eukaryota; Fungi; Ascomycota; Eurotiomycetes; Eurotiales; Aspergillaceae. The transcript has 3 exons. Bases 106 to 1032 code for a protein of 308 amino acids. The record is from RefSeq and is a predicted model, not a curated record.